AUGGAAGAAUGUGAGGCAUUGUGUAAUCGUCUUGGAAUUAUGGCUCAAGGCCAGUUUUUAUGUGUUGGUAAACUAAAUGAUUUGAGGACGAAAUUUGGAACUGGUUAUGCUGUGCAAAUAAAGAUAGCCGAUGAAAAUGAAAUAGAAAAUAUCAAACAUAAUCUUCAAACAAAUUUAUCAGGAAUAGAAUUUGACGGUAGUAUUUAUUAG
Messenger RNA from Didymodactylos carnosus, 210 nucleotides. The record is from the annotation of a GenBank genome assembly. NCBI's taxonomy places the organism in Eukaryota, Metazoa, Rotifera, Eurotatoria, Philodinida, Philodinidae.